AUGUAUAAUUUUUCUGGGUCAUCUAAGAAGAGAGUAGUUAAUCUUGGUAAUAAAAAACUGGGUAAUAACAACAAAACCAAUUUUCUAGAACAAUCAAGAUUACAACGACAAGAAAGAGAAUACAAAAAAAAUAGGGAAAAAUCAGCUAUAAUUAUACAGAAUCAUAUUAGGAAAUAUCUUGAUUUGAAAAGAAAUAGUUUUGCAAUUAUAAAUGAUUGGUUAAAUUCCCACAUUAACAAUGAACAAGAUUUCAAUAGUUGGAUUAAUCAAUUUAUUAAUUUGAGUAAAUGGUAUUUAUUAAAACAAGAUGGUGGAUUGAUUUAUCAAGUGCUUGAAUCAUUGCUAGAUCACAUACUGGAUACUAUGUUUGAUAUCUAUAAUACUGAUGGAAUGAUACAUGCAUUAAAUAAAUUGUUAUCUUGUCUAAAAGACAUCAAUGCUUUAUAUUUAACUGUUCAAGCUUUGUAUAUUGUGGCAUCAAAAACUGAGAAUUUAGGGGAAGUAAAUGGGGUGAUUGACAAUUUGCUGAGACUCUUCAAUGAGUAUCAAUUAUCAAGAGAACAACAAAGCAAGAUUUUUGAUUUGAUUUUCAUGAUUAAUAUACAUGAUUCCCAUUAUGACUUUAAGAAAGCCUUAACACUAAAUUACUUUGAAGGUGAAAACAAGAAGUACUUGCAGGUGUUGAGAAAUGCAAUUGGCCUGACAACACAUGCUCUAAAAUUUAACGACGAUGCAUUGGUAAGAAUGCUUUCGUCUUAUUUAAUCGUUCAUGGUGAUCAAAAGCUUACACAAUUUGACUAUGCAUUCAUUGGUUCUAUAUUAGAAAAUAUUGAUUGUGAAGUCAGAUUAGAGGAUGAUGAUGCCGAUGAUGAUGAUUUCUUCGAGAAAAGAAAGUUUAUAAAUGUUGAUAAGGUAGAUCCGACUUACCCAAGAAGAAUCGAUAUACUAUAUAUUGAUGAAAAAAUUUCUAAUUCAUUGGAGAAAUUAUACACCCGUUCUUUCAUCCAAGGAGUCAUUAAUCUAUUAAGAAAUGAAACAUCAGAAUUAAGAGGCCUAGCGUUGAAGAUAUUACCUGCAUUGGUUAACUUAUACCCUGCUCUCAAGGGGAAACUAUGCAUGUUAUUAUCUAUUGUGCCCAACUUUUAUAAAUGGGUUUUCGAAACUAUUAGAGAGCAUGAGUUGUUUCACCUAUUUAUUAAUUGCAACAAGGAUUAUGUAAGGACACAGGAAUUAGAAAACAUCGAUGAAGCAUCGAUGUAUUCUUUUUGGAAAAUAGUUUUUUUGUUUGAAGAGCUGUAUUCCUAUUGGCUUAUUGUUUCCAAUGAUUUGGAAAGUUUUAGUCAUGAAAAACUUCCAAUAGAUGAUGUCAAACUAUUUAUUGGUUUUUUGAAAGUUGCUUGCUUGACCUUGAUUUUCACCUAUAAUAGAACAUUGUUUCCCCAUUACAGUAAUUUGAAAUCAAUAUCCACCACUUUAUUAAACCAGUUAUAUUUAAGGAAUUUGAGAUUGAAAUUUUUACCAAGAGAUUAUUGGAAACUCAAAGAUUUAGUGUUCAAUGUGGAUUUGAUGUUGUCAAUAAUUACUGAAGAAGAAGAAUCAAGAAUAAACGCUGAGGCAGACAAUGAAGAGGAAAUAGUUGCUGUUAAGCGAUCUAAACCAGUACCAAUAGAAAUAUUAUCGAAAUUAGAAGUGUUGAAGACUUUACCGUUUUUCAUUGAAUUCAACCAUAGAGUGGAAAUAUUUCAGUCAUUGAUUGAUUUGGAUAAAAAGAGAAAUUUUUCAUUUAAUCCAUUUACGUUUAGUGAAUCGAAACUAGUAGCCGAAAUAAACCGAGAUAGUAUAUUGGAAGAUGCAUUUAAUGCCUAUCAUAAAGAAGGAGCGAAUUUUAAAAAUAGAUUACAAGUUGAAUUUUUCAACGAAUAUGGUAGAGAAGCAGGGAUCGAUGGAGGUGGAAUCACCAAAGAAUUUUUAACUUGUAUUGUCAAGGAGGGGUUCAAUCCAGACAAUGCUUACGAAUUAUUCAAGGAAACUGGUGAUAAUCAACUUUAUCCAAAUGAUAAAAUUUUUGAAAUCUUGUACAUUGGCAUGGAUAAAGAAUUUCAACAAAUUAAACUUGAUUACAUUCGAUUCUUGGGUAUGAUUAUUGGUAAAUGUCUUUAUGAAAAUGUAUUGAUUGAUGUUUGGUUUGCCCCAUUCUUUUUGAACAAAUGGUGUAAUGAUGCCAUGAAAAAUUCUAUCAAUGAUUUGAGUUAUUUGGAUAAUGAACUUUUCAAAAAUUUAAUGAAACUUACAAAAAUGACCAAUGAUGAAUUAAAAAUGUUAGAAUUGACUUUUUCAAUCAAUUUAAAAAUUGAUAAUAAAUCUUAUACUGUUGAAUUAUUACCUAAUGGAGCUGUCAUUGAAGUUGAUCUGUCCAACAUUUUAAGCUAUAUUCAUCAAUUUGCUAAUUACAAAUUGAAUCAAUCAUUGAAAAUACAAACCAAAUACUUUUUGGAGGGAUUGUAUUCUAUAAUUUCAAAGAGUUGGUUGAGUAUGUUUGAUUGUUUUGAGUUACAAAUGUUGAUUUCAGGUGGUAAAGAUGAUAUAAACAUUGAUGAUUGGAAAAAUAAUGUUGAGUAUGGUGGUUAUUCGGAUAGCGAUCCUGCUGUUAUUAUGUUUUGGGAGAUUGUUGAAGAAAUGUCCCCACACGAAAGGUGUAAAUUGAUUAAAUUUGUUACUUCUGUUAGUCGAGCCCCAUUAUUAGGAUUUGGAUCAUUGGUACCUAAGUUUGGUAUUAGAAAUUCUGGUACUGACUCUGUUAGAUUACCAACAGCAUCUACAUGUGUCAAUUUGUUGAAAUUACCCAAUUAUCAAGAUAAAAAGACAAUGAAAGAAAAAUUAUUAUAUGCAAUUAACACUGAGGCUAGAUUUGAUUUAUCUUAA
Molecule: messenger RNA, 2922 nt
Organism: Candida dubliniensis CD36
Lineage: Eukaryota; Fungi; Ascomycota; Pichiomycetes; Serinales; Debaryomycetaceae
Product: ubiquitin-ubiquitin ligase
Exons: 1
Coding region: 1-2922 (973 amino acids)
Biological process (GO): ubiquitin-dependent protein catabolic process; protein polyubiquitination
Molecular function (GO): ubiquitin protein ligase activity
Source: RefSeq, a predicted model, not a curated record